Molecule: messenger RNA, 1823 nt
Organism: Trifolium pratense (red clover)
Lineage: Eukaryota; Viridiplantae; Streptophyta; Magnoliopsida; Fabales; Fabaceae
Product: nicotinamide adenine dinucleotide transporter 1, chloroplastic-like
Exons: 9
Coding region: 535-1497 (320 amino acids)
Biological process (GO): NAD transmembrane transport
Molecular function (GO): NAD transmembrane transporter activity
Source: RefSeq, a predicted model, not a curated record
AAAGGUAAAUGGUUUGUUUUGCAAAAGUCAAUACAAACGGGAUAACAUGUAUCUCAACUCAAAGGUACAGAGAGUUAAAAAAUCUUCUCACUUUAAUUAAAUGAUAAAAAUUCUCGUCCUCAAUUAAAAUGAAACUUAAUUAAAAAACGAUAAUGAUAAACAAAGAUUAAAGUUACUUAAUAGUAAUGAAUGAGGAGGGAGAAAGAUAGGAGUAACGAUAUUUUCCUCAUAUUUGUGGUUUGGUGUGACAGACGGAGAAUCAGAGGAAAGAAACGAAACGGAAUGGUUGUUUGUGAGGUGUCAAUUUUGACUCCAGCGUUGAAAUUCUUAGAAGAACCCUAAUUUCAAUUUCAAUUUCAUCCUCAAAUCUCAAAUUCAAAUUCAAAUUCAAAUUGAAACGAGACUCUGUCUCUCCAUCUCUUACCCCCAAGUCUCAGGCCAUGCGACCCUCCUGCUCCUCCACCAUACCCCUCUCCAAAGAGGACACUUUUUUCAUCACCUUCCUCAAUUCUGUUUCCAUCAAUUUCACAAACCAUGCCUUCUUCCGAUCCCCAUUCCGCCGCCACUAAUAUCAACCCCAAGUGUCUCCUUUUCAAUGCUGCCUCUGGUGCAUCUGCAGGAGUUAUUGCUGCUACGUUUGUGUGUCCUUUAGAUGUUAUCAAAACUCGAUUUCAGGUUCAUGGUGUGCCUCAGCUCGCUAAUGGAUCUGUUAAAGGCAGUGUAAUAUUCGCUAGUUUGCAACAAAUAUUUCACAAGGAGGGGUUACGUGGCAUGUACCGUGGACUAGCUCCCACUGUGUUAGCUUUGCUUCCAAAUUGGGCGGUUUAUUUUACUAUGUAUGAGCAGUUCAAAAGCCUUCUUCAUUCUGAUGAUGAAAGCCAUCACCUUUCCGUUGGAGCUAAUAUGGUAGCUGCUGCUGGUGCUGGAGCUUCAACUACCUUGUUUACAAAUCCGCUUUGGGUUGUCAAGACUAGACUUCAAACUCAGGGAAUGAGACCUGGUGUGGUGCCAUAUAAGAGCACAUUAUCUGCAUUGAGUAGAAUUGCACAUGAGGAGGGCAUACGGGGGCUGUACAGUGGCCUUGUACCUGCUCUAGCUGGUAUCAGUCAUGUUGCCAUUCAAUUCCCGAUGUAUGAAACAAUAAAAUUUUAUUUAGCAAAUCAAGAUGACGCGGCAGUAGAUAAACUUGGUGCACGUGAUGUUGCUAUUGCUUCAUCAGUAUCCAAACUUUUUGCAUCCACAUUGACAUAUCCACACGAGGUUGUACGUUCCAGAUUACAAGAACAAGGGCAUCACUCAGAGAAACGAUACUCUGGUAUGAUUGACUGUAUUAGAAAGGUUUUUCACCAAGAAGGUGUACCUGGUUUUUACCGAGGAUGUGCCACCAACCUUUUAAGGACAACACCAGCUGCCGUAAUCACAUUCACCAGCUUUGAAAUGAUACACCGAUUUCUUGUUUCACAUUUUCCUUCUGAUCCACAGCCUCAUAUUUUGUGAUAUGAUUGAUCACAAAGAUGGUCAUGGUCAUCUUUCAUCUAUAACAGUAGAUCUAAAACAUUAGCAAGUCCAGCUGAUUAAAAUCACUCUCCUGGCAAUGCAUAUACCAUUCUUUAUAUAUUUAGUUAUUUUAAGGUAGAGCAACACAUCAUUUCAACAACAAUUGAAACUGGUUUCCCUGGUCAAACUUCUGCAAGGUCAUUGUGUCUGUACUUUGUAGGGAGACAGAGGGAUAUAAUUAUAGAUUUGAUAAUGACGAAAAAGAUGAUAGUUGUACGAGACUAUGAGGAUGUCAUUUAUUUUAUUUGCAAACUGCUUUAUAAUCC